AUGAUGCUAUCUACCCGUGCGAUGCGCUCGCCCGCACUUCGCGCGGUGGCUUUCCGUGCUCACCGCGCGGCUGCCACUCGUGGAGUUGUUACAGUUGCUGAAGAUGCUCCCCCUUUGAAUGAAGAGGAGCUUAAGCGCAAGGUUGAACUCAGUAUCAUUGAAAAAGGCAAGGGUUACUACCUUCCUUACGAGAAGAUCGAGAACAACCUCAAGAUUGUUCGUGACCGCUUGAAGCGUCCCAUGACCAUGUCUGAAAAGAUCGUAUAUGGUCACCUUGACCAGCCUGAAACGCAGGACAUUGAACGUGGUGUUUCAUACUUGCGUCUCCGUCCUGAUCGUGUUGCCUGCCAAGACGCUACUGCACAGAUGGCUUUGCUUCAGUUUAUGUCUGCCGGCCUCCCUAAGGUUGCUGUGCCCACGACGGUCCACUGUGACCACCUCAUCGCUGCUGACGUUGGUGGCUCACAGGACCUUGCUAACGCGCUUGACCUGAACAAGGAGGUCUACGAUUUCCUUGCUAGCUGCAGUGCCAAGUACGGUAUUGGCUUCUGGAAGCCUGGUUCGGGUAUCAUUCAUCAGAUUAUCAUUGAGAACUACGCCUUCCCUGGUGGUCUCAUGAUCGGUACGGACUCGCACACUCCUAACGCUGGUGGUCUAAACAUGAUUGCUUGCGGUGUCGGCGGUGCUGACGCUGUCGAUGUGAUGGCUGACAUUCCUUGGGAGCUGAAGUGUCCUAAGGUAAUUGGUGUUGAGCUCAAGGGUAAGCUGUCGGGUUGGACUGCGCCUAAGGACGUUAUCCUUAAGGUUGCCGGAGAGCUCACUGUUAAGGGUGGUACUGGUGCAAUUGUUGAGUACAAGGGCCCUGGUGUUUCCUCGCUUUCUGCCACCGGUAUGGGUACCAUUUGUAACAUGGGUGCUGAAAUUGGUGCUACGACAUCGAUCUUCCCAUUCAACGCCCGUCAAGCCAAGUACCUUGAGGCUACGGGCCGUGCAGACAUUGCUAAGGCUGCUUCGCAGUUCAGUCGCAACCUUCUGCCCGACCGUGACGCUGAGUAUGACACUCACAUCGAGAUUGACCUCGACAAGCUUGAGCCCCACAUCAACGGUCCAUUCACGCCUGACCUUGCCACGCCUCUUUCGCAGUUUAAGGAUGCGGUGAUUAAGAACGACUGGCCCGAGGAACUUCGUGUUGCCCUGAUCGGUUCUUGCACGAACUCUUCGUAUGAAGACAUGUCGCGUUCUGCCUCGAUCGCCAAGCAAGCUAGUGAUCACGGUCUCAAGGUCAAAUCGGGCUUCACUGUGACGCCUGGAUCAGAGCAAAUCCGUGCCACUAUUCAGCGUGAUGGUCAGAUGGAAAUCCUUAACAAGGUUGGUGGUAUGGUGCUCGCCAACGCUUGUGGUCCUUGCAUUGGUCAGUGGAACCGUCACGACGUGAAGAAAGGUGAAAAGAACUCUAUUAUCACGUCGUACAACCGCAACUUCAGUGGCCGUAACGAUGCGAACUUUGCUACCCAUGCCUUUGUGGCCUCUCCUGACCUUGUGACGGCUAUGGCAUUUGCUGGAAGUCUCACGUUCAACCCGAUGACUGACUCGCUUAAAGGAGCUGACGGCAAGGAGUUCAAGUUCGAAGCCCCUACUGGUGAUGAGCUUCCUUCUCGUGGCUACGACCCUGGCGAGAACACGUUCCAGUCUCCUCCUCCUGACGGCUCAGGUGUCGAGGUGAUUAUCCGCCCUGACUCCGAGCGUCUCCAUGUCCUUGAGCCUUUCAAGAAGUUCGAAGACAAGGACCCCAAGGAUCUUCCGAUCCUUAUCAAGGUUAAGGGCAAGUGCACGACGGACCACAUCUCAGCCGGUGGUCCUUGGUUGCGCUACCGUGGUCACCUCCCUAACAUCUCAAACAACUGUCUGAUUGGUGCCACUAACAGUGCUAAUGGUGAGACGAACAAAGUUCAGAACUACUACACUGGUGAAUGGGGAUCUGUCCCUAGCACGGCUGUCUACUACCGUGACAACGGUCACCCUUGGGUUGUGAUUGGUGACGACAACUACGGUGAGGGCUCGUCUCGUGAGCACGCUGCUUUGGAGCCUCGUUUCCUUGGUGGUAUGGCCAUUAUUACCAAGUCUUUCGCUCGUAUCCACGAGACCAACUGUAAGAAGCAGGGUCUUCUGCCUAUGACGUUCCAGAAGUCGAGCGACUACGACCUCGUUCGCCCUGAUGAUCUUAUUGACCUUGAGGGUGUCACGACAAUCGCACCUGGCAGCAUCGUCACGCUCGUUUGCAAGCACCGUGAUGGUUCGCAAGACCGUAUCCCACUUGUUCACUCGUUCAACGAGAACCAGAUUGAGUGGUUCAAGGCUGGUAGCGCUCUCAACUUGAUGUCUGCCAACGCCGCCGCCAAGCGUGGUGAAUAA
Messenger RNA from Malassezia restricta, 2412 nucleotides. Its product is annotated as aconitate hydratase. Gene Ontology annotation, cellular component: mitochondrion; cytosol. The transcript has a single exon. Gene Ontology annotation, molecular function: 4 iron, 4 sulfur cluster binding; aconitate hydratase activity. Bases 1 to 2412 code for a protein of 803 amino acids. The record is from RefSeq and is a predicted model, not a curated record. Gene Ontology annotation, biological process: tricarboxylic acid cycle. Lineage: Eukaryota; Fungi; Basidiomycota; Malasseziomycetes; Malasseziales; Malasseziaceae.